Molecule: messenger RNA, 1479 nt
Organism: Menidia menidia (Atlantic silverside)
Lineage: Eukaryota; Metazoa; Chordata; Actinopteri; Atheriniformes; Atherinopsidae
Source: the annotation of a GenBank genome assembly
CCCCCCCCCGCCCCCCCCUCCACCACCAUGGACCAGCAGCGAGACAAAUACGGCGAGCGGCCGGCCAGGAGCACCAAGGUGUCCCAGGGCGGCCGCAGCGGGCACUCCUCCAGACCCUCCGGGUCCUCGGGGUCCUCCGGGGUCCUCAUGGUGGGGCCCAACUUCCGCGUGGGGAAGAAGAUCGGCUGCGGGAAUUUUGGCGAACUGAAACUGGGUAAAAACCUCUACACCAAUGAGUAUGUAGCUAUCAAAUUGGAACCGGUGAAGUCGAGGGCACCACAGCUGCAUUUAGAGUACCGGUUCUACAAAACUCUGGGAACAACAGCAGAGGGCGUGCCCCAGGUGUUUUACUUCGGGCCCUGUGGGAAAUACAACGCCAUGGUUCUGGAGCUGCUGGGCCCCAGUCUAGAGGACCUGUUUGACCUUUGUGACAGGACCUUUUCACUGAAGACUGUCCUAAUGAUAGCCAUUCAGCUGAUUUCUCGGAUGGAGUACGUGCACUCUAAAAAUCUCAUCUACAGAGAUGUCAAACCUGAAAACUUUCUGAUUGGGCGGCAAGGCAAUAAAAAGGAACACAUCAUCCACAUCAUCGACUUCGGCCUGGCCAAAGAGUACAUCGACCCCGAGACCAAAAAACACAUUCCGUACCGGGAGCACAAGAGCCUGACCGGUACCGCCAGAUACAUGUCCAUCAACACGCACUUAGGAAAAGGUGGGACUCGCUUCAAAGCAUGCUUCUCUGCUGACACACUGAAGGAAAGAUACCAGAAGAUCGGAGACACAAAACGAAACACUCCCAUCGAGGUUCUUUGUGAGAACUUCCCAGAGGAAAUGGCCACAUACUUGCGGUAUGUGAGACGGUUGGACUUCUUUGAGAAGCCCGACUAUGAGUACCUGAGGACGCUGUUCACAGAACUGUUUGAGAGAAAAGGGUACACCUUCGACUACACCUACGACUGGGUUGGGAGGCAGAUAGUAAAUUCAGCAGCGUCUGCCGUCACGAGGGAGAGCCACGCCCACAGGGACCGGCCCUCCCAGCACCCGCCCGUCAGGAACCAGACAGCGGUCUCAGAUCGACGAGGAGCAUGGGAGGUGCAGCCCACACGACAAGCAAACUCCUCCUAUCUGACCUCCCACCUGGCAGCGGACAGGCACGGGGGCUCAGUGCAGGUGGUCAGCUCGACCAAUGGGGAGCUGAACGCCGACGACCCUCUGGCCCACUCCAACGCGCCCAUCACGGCUCAGGCCGAGGUGGAGGUGGUCGACGAGGCAAAGUACGUACCCCCCCCCCCCUCUCUCUCUCUCUCUCUCUCUCUCUCUCCCCCACCACCAUCCCUCUCUCCCUCUGUCUACUUCUAGGACAGAGGGCCAGGCCCCUCCUGCACCGGUGCUCUCCGGGGAGGAUUUCGCUCCACUCAAAACCACAACGCGGCCCAGAACACACUACAGUCCGGCGCCGUUCUGCCGCCGUCGCCGUGA